GGCUUGGGUUUGAGUUUGAAGGGGUGGCAGUUGAAUCACCGGAGAGAGGCCAGCGGACACGCAGGAGGCAAAAUAGGACACGGAAGAGGAUGGGUUUCCACCUGGGGAUAAACUGGGUCGCUGCCUCGCUGUGUGUAGCCGCGAUGUGGUUAGGAGCGCUGUCCAGUGCUGAACGCGUGUGCCCGCGGACGUGCAGGUGCGACGGCAAGAUCGCGUACUGCGAGUCGCAGGCUCUGCAGCAGAUCCCGCGGAACAUCUCCGCCGGCUCGCUCGGCCUGUCCCUCCGCUACAACAGCAUCCGCUCGCUGCGCGCCCACCAGUUCUCCGGCCUCAACCAGCUCACCUGGCUCUACCUGGACCACAACUACGUGCACGCCGUGGACGCGGACGCCUUCCGCGGGAUCCGGCGCCUCAAGGAGCUCAUCCUGAGUUCCAACAAGAUCACCCGCCUGCCCAACGCCACCUUCCACCCGGUGCCCAACCUCCGCAACCUGGACCUGUCCUACAACAAGAUGCACUCGCUGCAGCCCCUCCAGUUCAAAGGGUUACGGAAGCUACAGAGCCUCCACCUGAGGUCCAACUCUCUCAAGGCCAUCCCGGUCAGGGUCUUCCAGGACUGCCGCAAUCUGGAGUUUCUGGACCUGGGCUACAACCGCCUGAGGAGCCUGGCGCGCAAUGUCUUCGCCGGCCUCAUGAAGCUCACUGAGCUCCACCUGGAGCAUAACCAAUUCUCCAAGGUCAACCUGGCUCACUUCCCACGCUUGGCCAGCUUGAGGACCCUCUAUCUGCAGUGGAACCGGAUCCGAGUUUUUAGCCAGGGCAUCUCCUGGACCUGGAGCUCCUUGCAGAAGCUGGACUUGUCUGGCAACGAGAUCCAGGCAGUGGCGCCCGGUGUCUUCCAGUGCGUGCCCAACCUGCAUAGCCUGCACCUGGAUUCCAACAAGCUGACCACUAUCAGCCAGGAGACCCUGAGCUCGUGGGCCUCGCUCACCACCAUCAGCCUCUCCUCCAACAUCUGGGAGUGCAACAGGAACAUCUGCCCACUGGUCAACUGGCUCAAGGACUUCCAAGGCUACCGAGUGGAGAGUGCCAUGAUCUGUGCGGGCCCCAAGCCACUGCAGGGUGAGAAUGUCAUGGAGGCUGUUGACCGCCAUUCCAUCUGCUCCGGGGCCUCACCGCUUGUCACAGGUAGGCCCCCCGGUCCCCAGACAACGGUCCAGAUGACCGCUCCGGCACCGACCAGCGCCAUCGACCUACUCCGACCUUCCGCCACCACCAGCCACCCCACCAACGAAUCGCUCCCAGAAUCAGAGCAUGACUUGGAGCCCAUCUCCCUGCACAAGAUCAUCGCUGGCAGCGUGGCCCUCUUCCUCUCAGUUACCAUGAUCUUGCUGGUCAUCUAUGUCUCCUGGAAGAGGUAUCCGGCCAGCAUGAAACAACUGCAGCAGCGGUCGCUGAUGAGAAGGAGACGGAAGAAGAGGGAAUGUGAGAGGCAGAUUAAUUCACCCCUCCAGGAGUAUUACGUGGACUAUAAGCCAACUAACUCAGAAACCGUGGACGUACUGGUGAAUGGAACAGCAGCGUGUACAUACAGCAGACCUGUCUCAAGGGAAUGUGAGAAUGUGGCAUCACUGAACUGCUCACUCGAAUAUUUGCAGCCCAUGUGGUGGAGAUAUACUUUCCAGGAGUGACUUCCAGGUGGCAGUGCAGGAACAACAACACAGUUCCAAGUGAAAAUGGGACGUGUGGCUUGGAGGAGAACUUGCAGGUGGCGGUGUUCCCACACACCUGAUGCCCCUUGUGGUCCAUCCAGUUUCAUUCUUUUUCUUGACAUUUCAAAAGCAGUACCAUACAGUGAGUUGUUGGCAGUAUAACUUCACUGGCCAUAAAAGAGCUAACUACAAUGUUGUGGUUGUGGAGACACGUAUAAGCCAGACCAAGCAAGGAUGGCAGAAUUCUUCCCCGAGAGGACACAAGACUGUAAGACCAUGAGAAACAGGAACAGGUGUUGUCUGCUUAGCCCUUCAUGCCUGCUCCACUAUUCAAUAGAAUCGUAGCUGUUUUAACAUUCUUCUUAGCUACUGUAUUGUCCUCUCCCCAUGACCUGUGGUUCCCCUACCAAUUAAGGAUCUAUCGAUCUACCUCAGCCUGAAAUAAAAUCUCCAUAAAAUUUUUUGAUUCAUGUAUGUGGGUGUCGCUAGCUCGGGCAUUGCCUCAUCCCCUCAUUGCCCUUGAAAAGGUGGUGAUGAGUUGUCUUCUUGAAUUGCCAUGGUCCAUGUGGUUCAGUCCACUCAUUGUGGCGUUAGUGAGUGAGUUCCUAGAUUUUGACUGAGCGAGGUAGUUCAAAAUCAGGAUGGUGUACAAUUUGGAGAGGAGCUUGCAGACAGUGGUGUUGCCAUGUAUCUGCUGCCCUUGUUCUUCUAAAUGGUUGACGUCAUAGGAUUGGAAAAUGCCAUCAAAAGAAUGGUGAUGAGUUGUUGCAAUGCAUCCUUUAGAUGGUGUACACUACUGCCACUAUAUAUUGGCAGUGCAGGGAGCAUAUGUUCAAGGUGGUGGUUGGGUGCCAAUCAAGCAGGUUGCUCUAUCAAACUUCUUGAGUAUCAUUGGAGCAGCACUCAUUCAGGAAAAUAGAGUGAGUAUUUCCAUCAUACUCUUUCCUUGUGCCUGGCAGAUGUCUGGCAGCUUUAGGGAGGCAGGAGGUGUGUCACAUACUGCAUAAUUAUGAACUCCAGAACUUUUCUUGCAGCCACAGUAUUGAUGUAAAUGGUCUAGUUUAAUUUGUAGCCAAUGGUAACCCUUAGGGGCUCAGAAGCUUUCAAGUCAAGAGCAAUUCAGUUACCUGGGAACGGUGUUGAUGUUGGCAGUAUCAGAGGGGUCAAAGGCAUUUCUUUCUUUUAGUCAAAGGAUGUUGGAUGGGCUCAGAUUUGUUGCUAUUCACUCAUGGCAUCCUGCUCGAGUUGUGAUUGGUUGUGGAUCCUGAGUAAGUUGCUCGACCGUUUCAGAGGGCAUGAAGUCAGCCUUCAGAUACAAAUUAAUUGCCUAUUAACCAGGCCAGGUCAUGAAAUCUACUCUUUUCCCAAAGGCUAUUUCCAUAUAUUUUGUAAGGGAUGGGAUUGAAGGCUGAGGUUAAGGAGGUUGUUCAACCCAUCAUAAAUAAUGGACUUGUGUGUCCCAUUUAUGAGUGUUUGAGGGCUCUUCCUAAAAUGGCAAUGAAAUGAAGUUAAAAAUAACCAAAUAUAAUCUCAAAUUUGUUCAGUCGUAAGGCUGGUAGAUAUUCUGUGCUUUGUGCUUACUACAGUGAAUCAACCGGACAAAUAUUUAUUUUGCUAAUACAUCCACUCCUUCAUAAAGAAAACGUGGGUGAUCAUUUAAACAAUGUCUGGCUAUUUUGGCUUCAUCAAUGUGAGCUUGGCAAAAACUUUGAAUUUAAGAACAUCAAAUAUAAUUCAGGCAUUAUCGCUGAAAAUGGGUGAAGAACUUUACAGAAAGAUGGUUAUUUCCCACUCUGAAAGGGAAAAUACCUAUAAUUUACAAGCAUUCGCCAAUCAAAUAUUAUUCCCACUUUGAGCUCGACAGGUUAAAUAGCUUUAGAAGGACAACUAUCACAACGUCAUUGCUGUAGGUCAAAUUCACAAUCACACACCAGCUAAUUCCUCACCAAUGCCAUCGGACAACAUCCUGUUCACGAAAAUUUACAGAGAACUUCUGACAUUUGCCAUCAGGAAACAUGGUCAACCUGUCAUUUUCCACUCAGCUGCUCAAACCUUCCAGAAGGAGGCACAAUUUUGAUCACUAAUUCCAUGGCAACUCUUGAAUAGGAAAACUGGGCUAUUGUGCACAGUGUUCAGUGAAUGCAGCUGCCACUCAGUGUACAUGGAGUGGUGCACAACAGAAGUUCCCACAAACUAUCUUAAGGUACUUGCUAGAUAACAAGGUGUAGAGCUGGAUGAACACAGCAGGCCGAGCAGCACCUUAGGAGCACAAAAGCUGACGUUUCAGGCCUAGACCCUUCAUCAGAAGUGGGGGAGGGAGAAAGGGUUCUGAAAUAAAUAGGAAGAGAGGGGGACAAGAGAAUUGCAGUGGGAGAGAGAUCCCCUGAGGUUUGUCCGGAGGGAGGAGGGUAACUUCUUCAGGUUAGGCAUCCCUAGAAGAGGCUUCGCAGUGAGGUUAAAAUUGUACCAGUGAUAACGGGAACUGCAGAUGCUGAAGAAUCCGAGAUAACAAAGUGUGGAGCUGGAUGAAAACAGCAGGCCAAGCAGCAUCUUAGGAGCACAAAAGCUGAUGUUUCAGGCCUAGAUACUUCAUCAGAAAUCGGGGAGGGGGAGAGGGUUCUGCAAUAAAUAGGGAGAGAGGGGGACAAGAAAGUUGCAGUGGGAGAGAGAUCCCCUGAGGUUUGUCCGGAGGGAGGAGGGUAACUUCUUCAGGUUAGGCAUCCCUGGAAGAGGCUUUUAGCCAGGCAGGAAUGCAGGUGCUAAAAUUGGCUUUUCAAUUGCCAGGGUCAAAUAAGCCAUGGUGCCUCCUUGAGUAUUUACAGUCCUUUGCUUAAAAGCUGAUAAUUCCAGAUCCUAGCUGAAAUACAAACACAGCUACGAUCUUACUAUGGCUGAGCAACUGAUCAGCAUCAUUUAUUUCAGUUCACUCAUGAAGAAUGAACAUCUGGGUGAAAUGAUCAGGAAUCAGUGAAUUAUACGUCAGCCAGACUCAAAAAAACGGACUGUGAUAAGGAGAGGAAAGGCCGUAGAUAAUUCUGCCAAGAAAAAAAUCAAAGUUGAAAUGUCAGCAAUGAGGCAUUCCAACAAGUCGUGUUUAUUCAGUGCUUUGAAUUAUUCCAAUUUUUGGUGAUGCUUAACCCAGUUGCAACUGUGUCUCCAUUAAUAUGCUGUUUAAAUAUUGAACUCCUUGGUUAAUUUAUAUUGUUUCCUACUAUAUUAUGCUGUUUCAGGAUAAGCUGCACCAGAAUCAUUCUGGAGUAAUUUUACAUUUUAAACCUUUAUUUGUACAUAUUAUUUCUUGUGUUUAUACAAAAGGCUCUUGUGACUGGACACAAUCCAUACU
This is a messenger RNA of Stegostoma tigrinum, 5055 nucleotides long. Its product is annotated as leucine-rich repeat transmembrane neuronal protein 4-like. The coding region runs from base 90 to 1691 and encodes 533 amino acids. The transcript has 3 exons. Gene Ontology annotation, cellular component: plasma membrane. NCBI's taxonomy places the organism in Eukaryota, Metazoa, Chordata, Chondrichthyes, Orectolobiformes, Stegostomatidae. The record is from RefSeq and is a predicted model, not a curated record. Gene Ontology annotation, molecular function: protein binding.